Messenger RNA from Neocloeon triangulifer, 1312 nucleotides. RefSeq names its product CKLF-like MARVEL transmembrane domain-containing protein 4. Gene Ontology annotation, cellular component: membrane. NCBI's taxonomy places the organism in Eukaryota, Metazoa, Arthropoda, Insecta, Ephemeroptera, Baetidae. Bases 407 to 943 code for a protein of 178 amino acids. The transcript has 3 exons. The record is from RefSeq and is a predicted model, not a curated record.
UCUUUAGAGCGCCGGCUUAAGAAAUGUAAGACAGAAGAAAAAAUAAAUAUUCGCAAAAGGCGAGGACAAGUUCGCCUCCUACGCCCUUUGAAAAUAUAACUGUUGUCGCAAUUUGUCCCACUGCGACAGUUGCACUAAAGCGAUAUUCCGCAAAUUCGACUAAAGUUUCUUUGACGAAACGUCAGAACUCGGCCUUAAAUCGGCCCAAUUUUUAAUAUUUAAAUUCCUAGGGCAGCGCCAGCAUGCCCAAAUUUAGGCAUCUGCGCGCGCCUCUUUAUGUCUGCGUCUUUCCUAUGGUCGAGUAAACAGUUAUAAACAGAGAGAGAAGAGAAAGACUGCUGGCAAUAAUUAGUAUGCCAGAGACCAGACGCUGCCUUGAAUUCCGAACAACAGUUGGUUCUACAAUAUGAUGGCCGAGACAACUGUGCCGCCACCGCAGACGGUGCCCCAGCAGCAAGCGACGGUCAAGACUGACCCUGGCCAGAAUCCGGGCGGAAGUCUUCAGUGGCUCGAGUUCAACGUGGCCUACUUCCUCGGCUUGCCAGGCAUGCUGAAGCUCGUUCAGGUCCUUAUCGGGAUCAUUUGCAUGGCGUGCGCCUCGCCCGCCCGCAUGGACGGCACCCACUGGUUCCUCUUCGUCGCGGUCACCGCGUUCAUUGCCACCCUCAUCUGGGUCUUCCUCUACUUGUUGUCCAUCAGGGAGGCUCUCAAGCUCCCUAUCAACUGGACUCUGACAGAAUUUGUGAAUUAUGCAAUUUUCACAUUGUUGUACGUGAUCGCCUUCAUUGUCCAACUGUCCGUGUGGAGCCCCUCGUACGAAUAUGGUCGCGGCCCAAACAUCGCAGCGGGCGUUUUCGGUCUGUUCAAUUCCCUCGCCUACGCCGCCAGCACGUACUUCCUCUAUGUCGACUGGAAGGCCGGAAUCGCUCCUCCACAGCAGUGAAAAGAAAGGUCCUUUCCCUCCCAAAGCAGACCAAAUCCCAUAUCAAACACAUGCUAACUGAAUUUUAUUCAUAAGGUAAUCUCGUAGAGUGUAAAAUAUUGGCAAAAAAAUUAAUUAUUUGCGCGCUUGCAUUACUCCCGCCUUUGUUUUGCCAUCAAAGAAAGAAUCUGUUAAGUUUUUGUACAAAAUAUUUGUAUUUUAUUAAUUAUUAAUUUUAUAUAAAUAAUAGUCUUGCUUCUUCACUGUGUAUAAUAAAAUGUUUGGACGAGAGUUUAAUUUUAAAUACGAAAUUCGUCCAAUAUUAUUAAUUUGUAAUAAAUACCCUCGUGUUCUACUCAACCGAGUAUAAAUUAACUAUUUUUACUGUUU